UUGGUGGACAGAAACGGAAGUAGUGGGAGAAACCCUGAUGAGACCUGAUGGUUCAUGGGAGCUGUCCACGUGAUAGAACUGUAUUUUGUGAUCAGGGUCCUCAUUUGCAUUGGCAGAUGACAGGAUUUAUGACCUUGAGAUAUCGUUGACUAAAUACGUGGUCUAUAUUUGUGCUUGUAAUGUCGGACUGGGAGGAGGACUGCGAUGCAUUAGGUGCCGAGGUGAAAACGUUUACCGCCAACGUCCGUAAAAAUGAACAUAAGUUUCCAUCAAGUGUAGAGAAUGAAACUUCUAAUUGCAGAGGUAGAACGGAAUGGGGCCAGUCAGAACGAACUAACAGAUAUGAUCAACGGGAGCCGGAGGCACAGUGGAACAACUGGAGGAGCAAAGACGCGUGCGAGCACAAGACAUUUCGAAACAGGGACUUUAAUUCGGGUAGAAGAGGGCGAGGAGGCCACAGUGGAGGGGGCAGGACAAGUUCAAUGCCACCGUUGUCCUUUUCUGUCGAAAAUUCUGCGAUUGGGGCAAUUAUAGGUCGUGGGGGUGCAAAGAUUCGUGAACUUGAGGAAAGUAGUGGAGCGAGAAUAAAGAUCAACAGAGGAGAUUAUGAAGGAGAGGUGCAGAUCUUUGGCAGCCGUGAGGUGCAGGAUAAAGCCAGGGAGAUGAUCGAGGAGCUGGUGUCCCAGAGCUCAGCGAACGGGGCCUGCUUCAGAGGCUGCAGUGCAGGGGGCCCGCGCUCGGCGGAAAGUGCACGCCCCAACUCUUGCUGGCCCACCUCGGCCUUUCAGGACUCCGGCGACUCCACACCCGCCAUCGACUGGGUGUCGCUGCGGGAGAACCGGCACAAGUACGAGGCCAUGAAGUGGCAGGAUCUCCCGCCGAUCCAGAAAGAGUUCUACAUUGAGGCGGAGUGCGUGGCACAUCGUAGUGAGGAGGAGGUGACGACGUGGAGGAAGGAGAAUAAUAACAUUUUUGUGGAUGACUUGAAGGAGGGUGAGAAGCGCCCUAUCCCGAACCCCAUCUGCACCUUUGAGGAGGCAUUUGAGCCGUACCCUGGGAUCAUGGACAACAUCGUUAGAGUGGGCUUCGUCAAGCCCACUCCAAUCCAGUCCCAGGCCUGGCCCAUCGUGCUGAAGGGUUUGGACCUGAUUGGAAUCGCCCAGACGGGCACGGGGAAGACCCUGGCCUACCUCCUGCCAGGCUUCAUCCAUAUGGACCUGCAGCCUGUGCCCAGAGACCGCCGGGCCGGACCGGGUAUGCUGGUUUUGACCCCGACUCGAGAGCUGGCUCUGCAGAUAGAGGCAGAGUGCAGCAAGUACAGCUACAAGGGAUUCAAAAGUAUCUGUAUCUACGGCGGAGGAGACCGCCGAGCCCAGAUUAACAUGACCUCCAGCGGAGUGGACAUAGUCAUUGCCACCCCAGGCCGACUGAACGACCUGCAGAUGAACAACCAUGUUAACCUGCGCUCUGUCACUUACCUGGUCCUGGAUGAAGCUGACCGCAUGCUGGACAUGGGCUUCGAGCCGCAGAUCAUGAAGAUCAUUCUGGACAUCCGACCGGAUAGACAGACGGUCAUGACCAGCGCCACCUGGCCCACCGGGGUGAGGCGCCUGGCCAAGUCCUACCUGAAAGACCCCAUGAUGGUGUACGUGGGCACGCUGGACCUGGCGGCGGUGAACACCGUGGAGCAGACCGUGCUGAUCGUCCAAGAAGAGGAGAAGAAGGCCUACGUGUACGAUUUCAUCCACAACAUGGAGCCUCAGGACAAAGUCUUGAUAUUCGUUGGGAAAAAGAUUGUGGCAGACGACCUGGCCAGUGACCUGUGUCUAAGGGGCAUAGCUGUGCAAAGUCUCCAUGGUGAUAGGGAGCAGUGUGACCGUGAGGAGGCUCUGCAGGACUUUAAAGAUGGCCGAGUCCGGAUCCUGGUGGCCACUGACCUGGCUUCCCGAGGCCUGGACGUGCAUGACAUCACACAUGUCUUCAACUACGACUUCCCGCGCAACAUUGAGGAGUACGUGCACCGUGUGGGACGCACCGGCAGAGCAGGCCGUUCGGGGGCGUCUGUGACUCUGGUGACGAGGGGAGACUGGAAACUGGCUGCUGAGCUGAUCCACAUCCUGGAGAGAGCAGGACAGACCGUUCCAGAGGAGUUGGUGCUGAUGGCCGAGCGCUAUGAGAAACACCAGAGAGAACGAGAGAUGCUCGCGCCCAGGGGCCGAGGAGGAGGAGGAGGAGGAGGAGGAGGAGGGAGAGGCCACGGAUGGCGCGGCAGAGACAGAGGCGAAUCCAGCUGGCGCUUCUGAUUGACUGUGCAGGUCAACUGGGUAUUUCAAACCAGGAAAUAGCAGAAAAACGCCAAUGUGCUCCGUCUUCUCUCUCCAGACAGAAAGAAGAGGCCAGGUGAAAGUUCACUCUGAAGGACUGAUGUUUUUUCGUCUUUGUUUGAAUGACCUGGAUUUGUAUUU
This is a messenger RNA of Anguilla anguilla (European eel), 2465 nucleotides long. It is a transcript of the gene ddx43, whose product is annotated as DEAD (Asp-Glu-Ala-Asp) box polypeptide 43. The record is from RefSeq and is a predicted model, not a curated record. Gene Ontology annotation, molecular function: RNA binding; ATP binding; RNA helicase activity. The coding region runs from base 180 to 2303 and encodes 707 amino acids. The transcript has 17 exons. NCBI's taxonomy places the organism in Eukaryota, Metazoa, Chordata, Actinopteri, Anguilliformes, Anguillidae.